Messenger RNA from Myotis myotis, 4205 nucleotides. RefSeq names its product alpha-fetoprotein-like. Gene Ontology annotation, molecular function: zinc ion binding; fatty acid binding. NCBI's taxonomy places the organism in Eukaryota, Metazoa, Chordata, Mammalia, Chiroptera, Vespertilionidae. The coding region runs from base 2298 to 4139 and encodes 613 amino acids. The record is from RefSeq and is a predicted model, not a curated record. Gene Ontology annotation, biological process: transport. Gene Ontology annotation, cellular component: blood microparticle; cytoplasm. The transcript is spliced from 14 exons.
GUUGGACAUCCCCCGAGGGGUCCCAGAUUGGAGAGGGUGCAGGCUGGGCUGAGGGACACCCCUCCCCCAUGCACGACUUUUGUACAACAGGCCACUAGUAGAUUAUAAAUUCAGUCAACAGUAGUGAAAAAGAGCACAAUUAGAUAAUUCUAUCUUGUAUCUAAUAGUGGAUCCUAUUCUGUGUCCAAUACUAUGCUAAGAGCAGCAGCUAUGACUCCUGAGCCCCAGAAACCUGUUACCAUCACAAGGCUCUUUAUCACAGAGGAAACUGCCAUACAGCUCUCUGCUGAUGUGCCAGAGAACAAACUAAUAUUGACCAAUGUGAUGUGAGGAGGGGGAGGAAAGGUUUAUUCAAAACACAUAUUUUGCAUGGAGAAGAGAGGACUCAGAACCACUUAUUCUGUAUUGCUUAGACAAAACCCACAUCAAGGAGUAAAACAUACCUAGACUUGCUGCAGGAAGAAUGCUCUGGUACUAGAGAUGCUUGUAAGUGUGAUACGCCUCCUGGUGCACUAAUGAGUGUCAAGACUAAUGAGUGCAUGAGCCAUCACCACCCAGAUUUUUGGUGGGACCUAGGGAUCCAGUCAUGGUUUUUCUGAAGAUCCUUUGAACUCUGUUUCUAUUAGUUGGACAAGGAUUAAGUUUGCUGUGCAAAUAACAUUUGUUAGAAAUUAUCAGUGUGUUCUGUACCUGUAUACCUUCCAUUUCUUAUAUUAAAGGUCAGCUUGAAGAUCUAAUUCUCUUAGGGACCAAAUUAUUUGCUCUCUUUUGAGCCCUGUCACAAAACUCAUUCCUUACCCUUCCUUAAAUAAUUCCCACUACUUGCCUUUCCUCUGGUCUGAAAUUCCACCAUCAGGCUUAACAUCUUUUUAUGUUUUCAAAAGUCUUACUCUGAGAGGAUGGUUCUCCUGAGAAGUUAAUUUCAUUCAAUUUUUCUAAAAAGACGAAUUAACUUUGCCCACAUACAACAAGUUCCAACUCCAAUCAGUUACUAGCGGCUGUCCUGUGGCAUUGUGCUGUGAAUGAUUUUAAGGCUGAGUGUAGGUUCAGAGAGAAAGAAUGCAAUCAUCAAUUAGUAAUGCCAUCUCUAGAGUAAUAGAGCCAUUUCUGAUAGUUCCCAGAGGUUUAGAGUAAGAUCUCAAGGGAAUGGCUCUAAGGAUGCACAACAAAAGAAAUGUUGAGCAUUGGGACUAUUUAGAGAACCCUGAAAAUGAUGAUGGAAACCUGCCAGACACUUCCAUUCGCUGACCCUGGCUUUCUAUCACACGUGGCCAUCAGUAUUCUUUACAUUAGCCAAUGUGUCCCAAUUUUAAAUAAUGACAGUUUUGCUUUGCUUUUCAAACAAAUAUCUCUCUCAGUUGUGAUAUAUUUUGCCUAGAAGCCCAGAAAUGAGAAUACGUGUGUAGUAGAAUCAAGCAAUGGACUGCCAGCCUUAGAGAUGGCCUUCCCUCCAUCUCUGGUCCAAACCCUCCCUCUGUAGAUGAGGAAACUGAGGACAGGAAUCUCAGCGAUCUCUCAUUUCCAAAAAUUGUGGACUUUACAUUCGUUUUAGAAUUUUUAUUUAAUCAGUGUUUCCUUCCAUAGACCCAAGAAUUAAAUGACAGGCAAGCAGACAGCAGCUGAGGAAUGCUGGGACCUCAGCUGUUGAUACUAGCUCUUGGCUGGUAUAGGCUCUGAAGUCAGACAAGCCUUAAUCUCUACCUGUGAAUGCAUGAGCAAAUACUAUGACCCUGAGUCUUAAUUCCUUAUUCAAGAAAGAGUAUUGCUAGUAUAUGGUAAUAUAAAGUGCCAGACUCACAGUAAGCAUUCAGUCAAUUCAAUCCCAUUCCCUUGUGCUUUCUCCAAAGGCUUGUGCUCUCUACUUUUCUCAGGGGCUUGAAAAGGUGUCUAGCACUGGAACUGGGGCCUUAACCGUUUAUUUGAAUUGGGGGUAGUUCAUAUUUAUCUUCUCCCCUCACUUUAGAACUUUGACCUUGUCAGCAGACAUUUCUAGGAAAAGAGAUGUUUAACCAAAGUGUUAUUGAUUACUUCAUUGCAAGGCCUACAUGGUGUAAUCUUGAAAAAACAAGUACAUUGACAUAACUCAUUUUAAAAUCCAGUAUUCGUUAAUGAAUGGCUAUCCAUCAACAUUUCAUCAUUGCUAUGAAUUCUUCAACUUGAUCAGUGUCAUAGUGGCCUGGAAAAAUAUUCACCAGAAAAAGUUUAAUUAUUAAUAUUAACUAAUUAAAAAGACUAUAAGGGGACUCUUCAGUUCCCUCCAAUGAUAGAGUACCUUCCAUAAAAGUUUGUCUGACAAAAUGAAGACUGUUAGAUUCAUAUAUUUUCUUGCUUUCUUCAGCUACAUUAAAGGUCAAACUCUUCAGAGAAGUUUACUAGAUGCAGCCAUGCAGCACUCUAAUAGCCAGAAUUAUCUGGAGGAGAACUUAAGAGACAUCAUUAGCAUUAUGGUUGCUCAGUUUCUUCAGAAAUCCACUUAUGAAGAAGUACAAACCAUAGUUGAAGAGUUACUAGAUUUUGCAGAGAAAUGCAAGAGCCUCAAGCUACAUGAGUCACCUUUAGAAUGCUCUUACCAGUUGAUGACCACCUUCUUAGAGUAUAUAUGUAAUAACCAAGGAAUGGUUGACAAACAUGUAUUUUCUGACUGUUGCAAUGUAAAUAACACAGCAAGACAUAAGUGCUUCCUAUUAAAUAAAAAAGAUGAUGCAAAUUACAGCGAAAUGUUGCAAAUUCCAAAUCUUGAGCAGAUCUGUGAGGUGAACAAAGGGAAUCAAGUGUUAGUGAAGAAGAGGUACAUUUAUGAAACUUCUAGAAAGCAUCCAUUCUUAUAUGGACCCACUAUUCUGACCAUGUCUGCUUGCUAUGAAACAGCUGUUCAGUCAUGUUGCCAAGAAGAUAAUAAGAUUGAAUGCCUCCAGAUAAAGCUACAACCCAUCAGAAAAUACAUUAGAGAAAUAUCUUUGAGGCAUCAUCAUUUAUGUGAAAUUGAGACUAAAUUCAACCACAAAGUAGCUAAAGCAGUGGAAUUGGUUCUGUUGACUAAAAAACAACCUAAAGCUAACUUUUCUGAAAUUGCCAAACUGGCUGCUGAUAUUAAAAAUCUUCAUCAGACCUGUUGUGAAGGAAAUGCAGUAGCAUGUGUAUUUGGCAGGAGCCAGCUUAUGAACUAUACCUGCUCUACACAGGCUCUCCUAUCCAGCAAGAUCACUCCAUGCUGUGCACUGCCAGUGCCAUUCAGAGGGGAAUGCAUUAUCAACUCUGAAAAUGACAAUAAACCUCAUCUCUCAUCCCUGCCACUCAGCAGGUUUACAGAAGCUCGAUUUGUAUGCAAACAAUUCACUGACAAGCAGGAUGAUUUUCUACAAGAGUUUCUUUAUGAAUAUUCAAGAAGACAUCCAGAGUUGGCAGUUCCAGUGAUUUUAAGAGUGGAUUCAGUGUAUCAAAAGUUAUUGGAAAAAUGCUGUAAAUUAGAAAAUCCUCUGGAAUGCUAUAGCCAUGGGAAAGCGAUGUUCCAACGAGUGGUUCAUGAAAGCCACGAGCACGUUAAAAAUCAUUGUGAUUUACGUGAGAAAUUAGGAGAUAGUAACUUCCACGACAGGCUCCUGGUCCAUUAUACUAAGAAAGCCCCACAACUAUCUGCUCAAGAGUUGGUUAUGUUCACAAAGAACAUGGCGGCUGCCACCACCAAAUGUUGCCCUCUGAGUGAUGAACAGCAGUUUGUCUGCAUGGAGGACGCGGCUAAGCUAAUUCUUGGAGCUUUAUGCAGAAGACAUGAGACACAGCCUAUCAAUGCUGGUGUGGGUCACUGUUGUGAUGAUUCCUAUGCCUUCAGAAAGCUAUGCUUUGAUGAUCUGCACAUUGAUGGAACCUAUAUUUCUCCACUUUUAUCCUGUGACCAAAUAAUCAGCCUUAAAGAGGACUUAUGCAAAGCUCAAGAGGAGGAAAUCCAAAUUGAAAAGCAAAAGCUCCUCAGCAACCUUGUGAAACAGAGACCAUAUGCAACAGAGAUGCAGUUCAAACCAAUUAUUGUGGAUUUUACUCAGCUGGUAAAGAUGUGCUGCCAAGCAGAAAAACGUGAAACAUGUUUCCAAGAAGAGGAGUCCAAACUGAUAGAAAAGUGCCAGUCUCUCUUGGGAGGCUAAAUGAUUCCAGAAAUAUCAGUGUAGGAUGAUUGCUGAGAUCUGCAUUUUGCUCUUCACGAAUAAUGA